Messenger RNA from Aphidius gifuensis, 612 nucleotides. RefSeq lists its product as uncharacterized. Lineage: Eukaryota; Metazoa; Arthropoda; Insecta; Hymenoptera; Braconidae. The record is from RefSeq and is a predicted model, not a curated record. The transcript is spliced from 5 exons. Bases 1 to 612 code for a protein of 203 amino acids.
AUGUCGAUUUUAGACAGUUCAUACUUUUCAUUGAAUAGACGGGCAUUGAAAUUUUAUGGACAAUGGCCUCAUCAAUCAAAACUACAAAAUCGUUGUCAUCGAAUAGUUUCAUUUUUAGCAAUAUCAAGUAUACUUAUACCAAAAAUGUAUAAAUUGAUGGAUAAAAUUCAAAAUGAUUGGGAAAGUUUAAAAACAGAUAAAGAAAGAGAAAUACUUAAUGAACAUUGGAAAAGAGGACGAUCAGGUCUUACCAUUUAUGCAAGUGCAAUAGCAGGAGUAUUAAUACUUUUUUUAACAUCACCUGGUGUUCCAAAAGUAUUUGAUAUCAUUGCACCAUUGAAUGAAUCACGUCCACGUGUAUUUCCUUAUGAAACAGAAUAUUUUGUUGAUCAAGAUGAUUAUUAUUUGUACAUAUUAAUGCAUUCAUACAUGACAGUUCCAGUUUCAAUUGGUUUGAUUGUAUUAUUUAAUACUGUUAUGGGUUCUUGGAUUCAUCAUGCAGCCGGCAUGCUUGCUAUCGUUGCGUAUCAAUUGGAAACUAUACAUAAUAUUCCUAAAUCAGAUGAACGAUUUAGUCGAUAUGAAAAAAAUCAAAGUAUUCAAAAACGAUGA